Molecule: messenger RNA, 2708 nt
Organism: Bolinopsis microptera
Lineage: Eukaryota; Metazoa; Ctenophora; Tentaculata; Lobata; Bolinopsidae
Exons: 9
Coding region: 966-2525 (519 amino acids)
Biological process (GO): carbohydrate biosynthetic process
Cellular component (GO): membrane
Molecular function (GO): sulfotransferase activity
Source: RefSeq, a predicted model, not a curated record
GCUCAACUCUGAGAGCAGGCUUGUAGGAAGUUUCAACUAGUCUGUCUACACUUUACACUCUGGAAUGUGCAGCAACAGCAGCGUGCUAAUGCUACUAAUAACAGUGUUUAGCUUAUCAUAUCAGCACUUGAGCUUGUACAAUUAGGAGAUGACAGUGUGUUGUUGUUUAACAAGGGAAGCACUGAUUAGAGCUUACAGGCCUCUUCAUAUCAGUAAUUCUUGUUUAUCAUCUUCCAAUAUCAAAUACUGAUGUGCUGACUCUUAGGCCUUUGGCGGGAUAUGAUCGGGCCUGUAUUUCUGCGUGUAAGCACACUAACAACAAAGUGCCGGAGCUGAAGCUCGUUUCUUCCAUUUCGACAUAGUAGCUUCUCCUAAUAGGCAAACUAUAUAUUAUAGUGUGUCAUACUCUCAUUAUAGACCGACGACUGAGGGUUGUAUAUAAUAGUAAACUUAAAGCUAAGUCACGUGACGUAAUAAACGGCAGCGAAAAGUUUGUAAUUGAGUAAUUAGGUAGGUCACAUAGGCAGGUAAUUGAUCUCACGUUUGAAACUUGUGAGGGGGCAAGAAGCGGCUUCUUGAAGAAGCGGCUACAUUCUUCUUGAAGAAGCGGCUACAUUCUUCUUGAAGAAGCGGCUACAUUCUUCUUGAAGAAGCGGCUACAUUAUUUUGAGCUGUCUUACGUUGUCACAUAUCGCUCGGUUUGUUUAAUGUUUGAAUAAUUACAAACUUUUUUGUUGUUAGUCAAUUCGAUCUAAGAUUGCCCGAAUAGAAAUUCUAAACUUAUAUUUAUGUAUUUAAUUUAAUUAAUUGUAUCAGGGAUGCCUGGUAUAGCUCGGAUGAAUAUUUAGAAUUCUGAACCAAAAGAACCUGCUGCAUGCCCCCAAAAGUGGUAACGAAGCGGCAGAUUUGAUAAGGGUGCUUCUUGAAAGGGAGCACCUUACUCGUCUCAACUUGGUGUUCUUUCGAUGCAAGCAGCCAAAAGAUAUGUACUAGUGGCUUUCCUAUCUAUACUACUGAUUCUAGGUUACCUUUACAUACCGGAGGAGACUAGCGUGUCACUUGGUAGUGAGCUAUCACGUGAUCAUUCACCUGAGACAACCAGAGGAAACGAUGAAGCUUUAUGGAACCGUAUGGGAGAGCCAAAUAGGGAAGCUUUUGCUGGUGCUCAAUCUUCCUUAGGUUCUAAAUAUAAACUACAAACACAACCGGAAGAAACGAAUACCCAAAUCGCUGCAGACAAACAAUCCACACCUCUAGAGCAACAACAACUAGACUCCAACCCUCAGAAAAACCAACCCUCGAACCCUCAGCCAGCGCCAAACCUCGAAGUCAAUAACUAUCAGGAAACGAAGAAGCCGGACUCUGCUGGAGAUAGCGAGGAUAUCACAGCAAAUAAACAAGGCCGCCCAAUCGAGGGUGGGUUCAAGUAUGACGGGCAUGACGAAAUAGCUACUGAUGUUGUACCUCACCUGAAGCAGCUAAUGAUAGAUACGGGAUUGAAGCUGAAGCAGCUGGAUUCGCUGUAUAACAUAUCCAGGGUUACUCACGUGGAUCUUCACAAUGUCACUUACCUUGAUAACUACUACAGAUACAACUAUCAGGUUAUUGAAGAGAGGCUUGCAAAAAGGAUGAAAAACGUACGAAAUGUUUGCGAGCAGAUUAAUUUCAAGAGGUCCACUCAGUACAAUCUCUAUCAAUUCAAUGAUAUUGGGCUCACGUGGUGUCCCGUGUUCAAAUCAGGUAGUACCACUUGGAGGAACUACUUCAUAGACAAGUACGUGCCCAACCCACCUGAGGAGUACAACCUGAACCUGCUCAAACCUCACCAGCUACCGGGGUCUACGAAGCGGAGGAUCGAAGAUAUGAAACAGCAUUUUCGCGACGAGAAUGAAGAGAAUAUACGUUUUACCAUAGUCAGACAUCCGUACUCAAGGCUGGUGAGCCACGUAAAGAGCUCAGGACGAGAUCACGAGAUGGUGAACCAGCGAGGACUCUGGAUAGAGAGUUCCAUAGUGUCCAGCAGAGCUCACCUUGCUGCUAACAAUGCUGACUUAUUUAGAUACAAGUCUGAGUUCACAAUGUACUUUAACUGGUUGAAGAGCGGGAAACCAGGGGAGGUGUUUAAAGAUGGGUCCCCAGAUAACCCUUUUCUUAACCCUCCUUACCCCAAACUAUCAGAACUAGUCAACCACAUUAUCAAGAUGAGAAGAAGUGGACGAGACUGGGACGGGCACUGGAUGCCAGCUCACGAGUUCUGCAACCUCUGCGUUAACAAGUUCAACUACAUCAUCCGACUAGAAGACGAACCGUUAGAGCUUUGGUAUUUAGCAGAAAAGUUGGGUCUUUGGAAAGACAGGACACUGUUUUUAAAUAGGGCUAAUAACUCGACUAAGAAAGAAACUGAGUUGGGCGAAGUUUGGGAGGAAAUCAAAAAGUUAAAAAAAGAACACGUCGAUUUUUUGAGCAGGCAUUUUGAUGUGGAUUUCAAAAUGUUUGGGUAUCGAAGGGACAAAGGUGAUUCUUGAUGAUGUGAUAUAUACAGGGGUUAUAUUUAAUUUAUGUUUUAUUCAGAAAUUAACAUGGAUGGAUUAAUGUUUGUUCUGCCAGUCUUGAAAUAUACUACAUUUUUAUUUUUGGUAAUUUCAAUGUAAUUGUUGGUAUGUUAAAUAUUUAUUUUGUAAUCUUAAAUUAUUGUUCAAAAACUGAAA